AUGGAGGCCAGGUGGCCGGCAGCAAGCGCAGAGCAUCCAUCCAUCCUCAGUUUCCUCACCGCCGCCAUGCAAAUGCUGGACUCCACCUACGCCUCCCCUUGGCCCGACCUCAUGCCAUCGCCGUCGCAUCCCCCGCCGCCCGCCACUCUACACCGCCACCUCCGCGCCGCCGCCACCAGCCGCCGCGUCGCCAAGCGCCGCCCGCGCCCGUCGCGGCGCCAGCCCACCACCUACAUCACCGCCGACCCGGCCAGCUUCCGCCGCAUGGUGCACCAGGUCACCGGCGCCGACAACCUCCCGCCGCCGCCACCACCGUCGUUCUCUCCGCGGCCGGAGCUCCUCCACCCUGUAGUACCCGCCCCAGCGGGCUCGGCCGGCGCGCUGAUGCUGCCGACGCUCGACACCUCGGCCUUCCUUCCCGGCCGCAGGGCGCCGGUGGCGUUGAUAGGAGCACCGGGGGGCAACUACAGCAGCAGCAGUAGCAGCAGCGGCGACAAAAAUGGGUUCCCGACCUUGGACUCGUGGGAUCUUCUGUAAAUCAUAUCGAUCGGUUUCUGAUUCUGCAUGGAUGCAAUUGAUUAAGAGUAAGACAAGAUUGACGAACAGAGGCAUCUCUGAUUCUCUGUUCGUGUCCUUGAUGAUUAAUUUUAGCUUAUGCCUCAUAUAUACAUGGAUAUGGGCUACCGGUUCUGUAUUUAUGCUGCUUAGUGCUUACUUAAUUCAGAUUUUUUUUUCCAUGUUUCUUAAGGCGAUUGUUAACCAAGCUCGAUUGCUCCUCCUACUGAGUUCCUGCAGCAGCCUCAGGGUUCUUAAUUUUUACAGGAUUUACCUUCUUGUUAAUUGUGGAGUACCACACUUCACUGUGCAGGUCUGCAGUUCUUCUCUCUUUUUUUUUUGGUCUGUUUGAUUGGUUCUUGUUUUUCUAUUGGUUUCGAGUCUUUGAUGAGUACUCCUUCCAUAAAGUUACUACCAGCUAACCAGCAGCAUCUCUCAAUGAAAAUGCCCUUGUUUCAUUUGGUUGCUUGCCAUUUCCAACAUUUAUUUUUCCCGACUAU
This is a messenger RNA of Oryza brachyantha (malo sina), 1055 nucleotides long. Its product is annotated as calmodulin-binding protein 25-like. Gene Ontology annotation, molecular function: calmodulin binding. The transcript has 2 exons. Bases 1 to 537 code for a protein of 178 amino acids. NCBI's taxonomy places the organism in Eukaryota, Viridiplantae, Streptophyta, Magnoliopsida, Poales, Poaceae. Gene Ontology annotation, cellular component: nucleus. The record is from RefSeq and is a predicted model, not a curated record. Gene Ontology annotation, biological process: response to osmotic stress.